AUGGGGGACUCCUCUGCAUCAUACAUACACAUGGUAGUGCAGCACCUGAUAGAGAAGUGCUUGAUCUUCCGCAUGACGAAAGAAGAGUGCAUGGAAGCCCUUUCUAAGCAUGCAAGCAUCACACCAGUUAUCACUUCUACUGUGUGGAAGGAGUUAGAGAAGGAGAACAAGGAAUUCUUUGAGGCGUAUUCUCAAUCUCAGGGCAAAGAAGAUCGAAUGUCUGAGGCCGAGACGAACGAGAUGAUUCAGAAGAUGAUCUCUGAUCAUGAGCAAUCAAAAGAUCCCAUAGAGUAA
Messenger RNA from Ilex paraguariensis (yerba mate), 294 nucleotides. The record is from the annotation of a GenBank genome assembly. NCBI's taxonomy places the organism in Eukaryota, Viridiplantae, Streptophyta, Magnoliopsida, Aquifoliales, Aquifoliaceae.